AUGGAGCCCUCUGCCGCGUCUCCUACUGCACCGAGCGACGCUCCAUCGCCUGCAACUGAAGACGGAAGUGGUCGCACACCUCAAGACCUACACGCUGCGCCGAUUGCGAGCCCCCAGGAGCGUCACGAGCGUCCACCACGUGCGUUAGCGACGUCGCUCUUGGACGCUGUAGGGGCCAAGCGAUGGAUGCAAUUGAUCCCGAUUAAGUACGAUGGACCAGCGCGCAAGCGGCGCGAGUGGCUGCCGCACUGGGACGACGUGUACCUGAGUCUGGACGGCGUGACGCUGCGUGUGUUUGAAUCCCGCAGACGAUUUCUCGACCUCCAGCAACAGCAACUGCCGAGCCACAGUAGCACGUCAACGACGCGUCUGGAUGGCGUGACACAUGGCUACAUUGUGACCGCAGUUGAUAUGGAGACGACGAAUCGUCCACACGCUUUCGCGGUCCAGACAACAACACGUGAGAAGAAGGAAACGACGACGACGAAGAAGAAGAAGGACAAAGCGCUGCAUUUGGCCGUGGGUAGUGAGCUGGAAAAAGUGCUGUGGGUCCAUUUGCUUGGUGCAGCUGUCGAACAGGUGCAGAAGGUGCUGCCAAAGACACGAAGGCGGCUGAAAGCUGCCGGCUAUGACGUUGGCUCGUUGCUGAAAAAGCCACUCGUUGCUGCACCUUUGUCAGCAUAUGGCAGGGCGAGAACACAGACGUUGACGCUGUUGGGGACACCCGUGAGUGUCGACUUGGCGAUCUUCUAUGACGCGUGGGGCUGUAUUCAAGCCCGAAAGGGCAAUUUCGCAUUGCUCGUGCCAUGUUUGCACCCAAACGUCACGGUGACGUCGAACUAUCCUCCGGUAGUACCGAUUGCAGGCGAGUACCACGGACUUUCAGGGAUGCUAGCGUUCUUCUCGAAGCUCCAUGCAUCGAUGGAUCUAUCUCACUAUGGCGUCGAACAUAUAGCUCGGCGUGGAGAUCUGGCUGUCGUCUCUGGCCGCGAGACGAUUCGAAACACAGAGAGCGGGCGACGCUUUCGACAUUUGUGGAAACACGAGUUGCGGUUCGAAGCUGACGGACGUAUCAGUUAUAUCAACAUUUUGGGGGACAAGACCGCAGCGGCCGUAGCAUUUGCCAAUGGCGGGGGUACGAAAGUAGCUUCGGUGACUGACGCGGCGGCUGCACCAACAUUGGCCGCACUCUCGCGCGAGCGUGAACAGCAAGUUAGUUCUUGUCCACCAGGUGAGCUUCGUGUAGUGUGUAUAUCUGGCGCGCGGUUUCGCAAGCGCAAAUCAGCAAGCAGGCAAAGCAGUGGGUACAAGGUGGUGCUUGGACUGAACGAGUUUCCGCAUCACACAAGAAACUCUCCUGGCCCGAACUGCACUGGCAGCACCAGCAGCAGGGAUGUGACAAUCACAAACACGGAUGGGCUGAGUCGCAUUGGGUCGUGGAAGUCGUACUCGACCCGUGUCGCACAAAGCAGUGGAGGGAGAGGGCCGAUCUGGGCAGAGACCGUGCAUCUUGAGUUCUCUGGGGCUCUACCUGGUUCAACAGCGACUUUAUGCGUCGAUGUGUGGAGCAUCGGUGUCAUUGGCGACGAGCUGAUCGGCUGUGUGAAGAUAAACUUGGCAAAGUAUUUAGACUUAUCGAAUGGGACAGAAGAGCAAAUUGCAUCUGCGGCUGUUCCGAACCGGUUCGACAUCUACAGAGCCGAGUGUUAUGAAAAGGGUGGACGAAAAGGAGAGGACGAAAGUUGUGGUUGUCUAGAGCUCAGCAUCAGCUUUGUCCCUUACGCCAAGAUAGAUGGAUUGACGAAUGAACCCGACGCUGUGAGGAGCAGUGACGGAGCGAAAGAAUCCGGUUCACCGAUUGGUGAGGUUACAUCGAUUCAGAAUAGACAAACGACAAGGCACCGCAAGAGUCUUGACAGGCUACAGGAGCUGCAUGAGGAGGCAUGUUGCAAUCGACAGGUCUUAGAACGCGACUCGCUUGCCGGAAGCGAUGUAAGUAGUGAACACGGGCUGGCGGAAGCUUUGGAUCAUGCUGGCGAUCAGGUCACACGAAAAUCCACAAGCGAGGAAGAGAUGUACUCCUUCACGGUGGCUUCGACCAAAUUCCGCGUCUACAGGCGCUACCAGCUGAUCCGCGCGAUCGGUCACGGAGCAUACGGGAUCGUGAUUGCAGCAAGUGAUCGAGUGACCGGAAAAUCUGUUGCGAUAAAGAACGUACCGCGCACCUUUGACGAUCUCGUCGAUGCGAAGCGCAUUGUGCGCGAAAUCCGACUGAUGAGGCAUUUGCGCCAUCCGCACGUUGUGUCGCUGUUGGACGUUAUGCGUCCAGCAUCGCUUCCUCGUUUCGAAGAUACGUACAUUGUCACCGACCUCAUGGAGACUGACUUACAUCGAGUCAUCAACUCGUCCGAGACGCUGUCGAGCGAUCACAUCGCUUUCAUCACUUAUCAACUCUUGUGCGGGCUGCGAUACGUUCAUUCCGCGCACGUUGUUCAUCGCGACGUCAAGCCGUCCAAUGUACUUAUCAAUCGCGACUGCCUCGUGAAGCUGUGCGAUUUCGGACUCGCACGCGGUAUGGAUCGGUGCCCAGUUGCACACACCAGCGAAGAUGAGAGCAGCACGCCCAGCAGUCAAGACGCCGAGCCUGGACUUGAUGUCGCGUUGACGGAAUAUGUGGUGACGCGUUGGUAUCGAGCGCCUGAGGUGUUGCUCGCAAGCCGAUACUCUACAGCCGUUGAUCUUUGGGCUGUGGGUUGCAUCCUCGCGGAGAUGUUCACGCGCAAAGCGCUCUUCCCGGGCCAUGAUCACGUGCAUCAAUUGCAGUUGAUCCUGCAGCUGGUAGGAAGUCCGCGAUCCGACGAGAUGGGCUUCAUAUCGAACAUCAAAGCCAAGCGAUGGAUGGCGCGUCAACCGCAACAGGAGGGGAAGCCGCUCUGUUCGGUGUGUCCAAACGCUCCAGCUGAGGCUCUGGAUCUCAUGAAGAAGUUGCUGCGAUUCAACCCUUGCAAGCGAAUUUCAGUGGACGAUGCUCUUGCACAUCCGUUUCUGGCACCCUGUCGUGUGGACGGUGCCGAGUUGGGCUCUGAAAGUCUGGCCGAAAGCGCUUUUGACUCUUCGUUCGAGCGGGAGAAUGGAGGCAACAUGGACAAAAGUACGUUGCGUCGCCUGAUCUUCGAGGACGUGUGUCACUUUCACCCCGAGGCCAUUGCUGAGUUGAAGCAGUUUACAAAGGAGCAAGAGCAGUCGAGGCUCUUGGAGGAGGAAAAGCGCAGGGAGGAGGGCGACAGUCAGAGUAAGGUGACGGCGGGUAAACCAGGGCAGAGCUGGGCGGCUAGCGUGUAG
Hyaloperonospora brassicae is the source of this 3342-nucleotide messenger RNA. The record is from the annotation of a GenBank genome assembly. Lineage: Eukaryota; Oomycota; Peronosporomycetes; Peronosporales; Peronosporaceae.